Messenger RNA from Mytilus trossulus (common blue mussel), 2424 nucleotides. RefSeq names its product ficolin-1-like. Lineage: Eukaryota; Metazoa; Mollusca; Bivalvia; Mytilida; Mytilidae. Bases 155 to 964 code for a protein of 269 amino acids. The record is from RefSeq and is a predicted model, not a curated record. The transcript has 6 exons.
GAAUGAAGGUUCACCGUCAUACCUGACUGCUUAUUGAUUCCAGCUGAAUAUUUCUUCCUUGUUCUAUGUUUUGCAUAGCUGAAGUUAGCAACAAAGACCACACCACUGUCUGUUUUAUAGAUCAACUCCACUAGCAGUUAAUCACCUUAAAGACAUGAGCGACAGCUACGUAUUAAUAUUCAUAAAUGCUACUGUUGUAGCACUAUUGGCCGUUUACGUAUACCAGAAUGAAAGACGAAUGGAUGAACUGUCCGCCAAGCAUGAUAGAACAGGAAUUACACCCACAGAAAAAACUACGACUGAGGAAGAUACUCGCCCUUUAGAUUGUGGUGACAUUGAUAUCAAACGUGGAAGUGGUGUGUACAAGAUUUACCCCGAGGGAUCAGGACAUAGUGGCUUUAAUGUUUACUGUGAUAUGGAUUCGGAAAAUGUAAACGGCGGUUGGACAGUGUUCCAACGAAGACUUAAUGGUGAAGAAGACUUUUACAGGGGUUGGCGUGAUUAUAAAGAGGGGUUCGGUACUCUUCAGGGUGAACAUUGGCUUGGUAAUGACAAGCUCAAUACUUUGACAUCACAAGCAAAUUAUGAACUCUUGAUUAGGAUGAAAACUUUUGAAAAUGAAAAUGGAUAUGCGAGAUAUAGCGACUUCAAAGUGGGUGACGAGGCCUCUAAAUUUAAAUUACAAUUGUCAACAUUUACUGGAAAUGUAGGAGACUCCCUUAUAAACUCUCAUAAUGAUAUGAAAUUUAGUACAAAAGAUCAGGAUAAUGAUGUUCAUAAAGGAAGUUGUGCUUUAAUGAAUAAAGCCGGAUGGUGGUACAGUAAUUGUCAUGAUUCUAACUUGAAUGGACUUUACCAUGCUGGGAAUCAUACAUCAUAUGCUGACGGGGUGAAUUGGUAUUAUUGGAAAGGCCACAAAUACUCACUGAAGGAGACGACAAUGAUGAUGCGGCAGUUGCACUAAAUCAAUCUUCUGGAAAUGAAAUAAGGAAAAGUUAAAACAAGUUUUUGUUUGGUAUAAGUUAACACAAGUGGUACUAGAAAAAUGUUCAUCCGUGCGUCUCGGGUUCAAUGGAAGGGAAUGAUCAGUUAUACUUUAGUAAAAAUUUUCCCUUCAUGAUUUGCAUGCAGAAAUGUAGGUCAUAAGAUUCGAUUUUUUCCUAUACAAGCGACUGUAUAUUGACAUGAUCGUCUUGAAUUUGGUAAUUUGUGAACACAUACUUUUGUUAUCAUUUAUUGACGCCUUUUCCAUACCUACAUCAAUUUAUUUGAUUUGCUGUUGUAGCCUAUAAUAGCGCAUACAUAUGUGUUUCAAUUUAAUAGCGCUUAAAUUAUGAGGCUAUAUUUUGGGUGCAUUUUAUAAAUAAGAACCAUUCAAAACUGAAAUUCAUGAAAACUUUUGUCUAAUUACCCAUGUGGCUUUGUUUUAAUGCUGUAAUAAAAUGCUGAAAUCUGCAGGAACAGGAAAUCCCACCCAUAUUUCGCUAUGUACUCUUUGGAAAAUGCGCUUUUAAAAUGUCUGCAGAUGCAGGUUACUUUCGACAUUUGAUCGCCUAUUUUUGAAUUACAACGUUUAGAAAAAAUGGAUGAAAUCCAAAUCAAAUUACUUAGAAGGUGGCUAUUAAAUCCGGAAGAACUAUCACGAAAAAUUCACAAGAAACACAAGUGUAUAAUCGAAAAACACAUUUUCACAUGAGAUAAAAGACCUGAAAGUGAAAUAAUGUUGUACCAUCAUGAAUUUGGUAUAUACAGCAUGUGUGUGUUCAAACAUUUAUUUUGAACGCUACAUUCCUAGUGGUGAACAGUGGUGUAAUAAAAAGAUAAAAACAAACUACCCAAAUUAUUUGGAAAAGGCUAGAUUAGUUAGCAAUAAGCGUACCAAUAACUCUUACAAAAAGAAAAUUUUCCUGAAAACUAGCCUAUUACACUUAAUAGAUAACCAUUAUUAUAAGACUGAAUAUCAACAAGUACAAAAAUAUGGCCUUGCAAGCACCACUACAGACAAAGGCAUAGCAAAAUAGAAAAUUAGUUCAUGAAAUAUACACAUCGUCAGAAGGGACAAAGAGAAUAGAACCCACACGAAAUAACAAACUAACAAAUGAACAAAAACAACGAAUGGCGCAUAUUACUUAGUAACCAUUUCAAAAAGUUUCAAAAAAGCUCCCGUUCUAUCAACAAAUAUGCCUAGUUUUUGGGCCACCUGUAGCUUGCUGUUCGGUUUUAGCUAAAGCUUUGUGUUAAAGGCCGUACCUUUACCUGUACAAAAAAAGUGUUAAAUUAAUAUUCACGGUUCAUCGAAGAUGCUAUAUUUCCCUGCUUUACAAUAUUUGGAUUUCUAAAUAUAAUGAUUGUACACCGUCAACUGAUGUUCAACUUAUAGAAAUAGUUCUAUAGAUAUGAGUUUUAGGACGAAAUAUUGGAACA